This is a messenger RNA of Clonostachys rhizophaga, 177 nucleotides long. NCBI's taxonomy places the organism in Eukaryota, Fungi, Ascomycota, Sordariomycetes, Hypocreales, Bionectriaceae. The record is from the annotation of a GenBank genome assembly.
AUGGCCAAGAAAGUCAAGAAUCGAAUCAUCAUCGUCCGGCUGGUGUCGAUGGCCAUGACUGGCUUCUUCUACACCAUGCGACGACCUAGAACGUCCUCGCCAAUGGGCCUUCUCAAAUACGAUCCAAUUGUCCGCAAGAAGGUCCUUUUCCUCGAGACGAAAAAGCGAAACAGAUAG